Molecule: messenger RNA, 1073 nt
Organism: Kogia breviceps (pygmy sperm whale)
Lineage: Eukaryota; Metazoa; Chordata; Mammalia; Artiodactyla; Physeteridae
Gene: TMEM9
Product: transmembrane protein 9
Cellular component (GO): lysosomal membrane
Source: RefSeq, a predicted model, not a curated record
GGUCCCGGACCCGCGGCCUGGUCGUGGGGUUGGGGCUCCCAGACUCCGCGCCCCAGGUUCUCCUCGGCCCGAGCCGGGGGAGCUGCGGGCAGUGAUGAGGGAGGGUGGAGGAACGCGAGAUGGGUGUCGCUGGCCGGCCAUGUCCGGCGGACCCGAGGCCCGUGGCCCCGCCCAGGAGGCCCCGCGGCCCGGCGCGCCAAGUGGGCUGUGGAAGUCGAGGCCUGGGGGAGAGGGAAGCGCCUUCGCGGACCAGGCUUGGAAGGCCCAGGACCCCGGGCCUAGCUCCCACCCACUUCCCGUGCCGGAGCAGGGCGGUUCGCUCCGGGGCCGAGGGUGCUGCGUGGCCGCCCGCCCCUUCUCCGCCUCAGUAUUUCUCUUCCAGGUGGGCGGUCUUGCCGGCCCCGAAAAUCUGAGAAGCAUGAAGCUCCUGUGUUUGGUGGCCGCGGUCGGAAGUCUGCUGGUGCCCCCAGCCCAAGCCAACAAGAGUUCUGAAGAUAUCCGGUGCAAAUGCAUCUGUCCACCGUAUAGAAACAUCAGUGGACACAUUUACAACCAGAAUGUGUCACAGAAGGACUGCAACUGCCUGCACGUGGUGGAGCCCAUGCCAGUGCCCGGCCACGACGUGGAGGCCUACUGCCUGCUGUGCGAGUGCAAGUACGAGGAACGGAGCACCACCACCAUCAAGGUCAUCAUCGUCGUCUACCUGUCGGUGGUGGGCGCCCUCCUGCUCUACAUGGCCUUCCUCAUGCUGGUGGACCCUCUGAUUCGAAAGCCGGACGCCUACACCAAGCGGCUGCACAACGAGGAGGAGAACGAGGACGCUCGCGCUGUGGCGGCCGCCACCUUCCCCGGGCCCCGGGCGAACACGGUCCUGGAGCGCGUGGAGGGGGCGCAGCAGCGGUGGAAGCUGCAGGUACAGGAGCAGCGGAAGACGGUCUUCGAUCGGCACAAGAUGCUCAGCUAGGUCACGGUCAAGGCAGGACCCGAGGCCGCGCCUGCCAGCCCCCGGGGUUCGACGGAGCUGGCCACUCUCCGCACUCAGGGCCGCCCUCCGCUCUCCCUGUACAGCCCGG